UUUCUCUAAAACAAACAGCAAAAGACAAAAUCAUAAAAUUAGUUAAGAACAAAACCAAAGAGAUUGACUCAGCAAAGACCGAGACCAAAGUUGGUGUUCGAUCUCUAUCUCUCCUUGUGAAUUUCGAAUUUCAGAUAUGUCUUCAAGGGAGAGGCAUUAUAGCCGAGGCAUGUCAACUAGUGGUUCAUCAUCAUCAUCAUCCAGGCACCACGAGACCAUCUCUUCUUCAGCUUCUGACCACCGUGUUUCCCACUCCGACGUUCUCGAAAACAAGAUUGCAGCUCGAGCUGCUGAGAUCUACCGGCUCUCUAGCGACAACCGCAAACUAGCUGCUAGCUACGUGGCUCUCAAGGAAGACCUAGCCCUGGCCGACCGCGAAGUCCAGGGACUCAGAGCUCACAUCAUCAAGACGGAGACAGACGGCGAGAUUCAGAUCCGAGGGGCGCUCGAGAAGAUAGCUAAACUUGAGGGUAUUGUCAACAACAGGGAUAACAUAAGGAGGGAGCUGCAGCUAGCUCACAUUGAGGCUCAUACAUUAGCAAGAGAACGUGAGGAGCUAGCUUCACAGGUGAAGGUGGCUGUGAAGGAGUUGAAGAAGGUUUGCCUCGAAUCUGAGGGUUUAGAAGCGUCGAGCCAAGAGCUUGAGCGGUUGAAAGAGGAGCACCAGAGAUUAAGGGAAGAGUUUGAUGCAGAGAAGAGUGGUAAUGUAGAGAAACUUGAGCAAUUAAAAGAGAUGGAGAGUAACAUUAUUGGAGCAGUCAAAGCUAUUGAGAAGCUGCGAAGUGAGAUCGCAACCGCAAGGAGUAGAGCUUGAGACUCAAAGAGAGUCUUUCUAUUUAGGGAGAGAUACAAAGAACCAAAAAACUGUGUUCCUAAUUUUCGUAAUAUAUAACAUUGAGUUUAAUCUA
Messenger RNA from Raphanus sativus (radish), 908 nucleotides. Its product is annotated as protein FLX-like 4. The coding region runs from base 137 to 814 and encodes 225 amino acids. NCBI's taxonomy places the organism in Eukaryota, Viridiplantae, Streptophyta, Magnoliopsida, Brassicales, Brassicaceae. The transcript is spliced from 3 exons. The record is from RefSeq and is a predicted model, not a curated record.